ACUGUACUAAAUUAAAAUAUAAAAAUGGAAGCCACACUACUGAAAAUCCCUUCAUCUCCUGCCACAUUCUCCGCCACGUCACCACUGUUAAGAUCGCAUAAUUCUAUCUCCCUAUUUUAUCGGUCUCCAAUGUGGAAAAAUUGGAACUUGCAAUUACCCCCCGAAUCCAUUCAAUCUGUUCUUCACCCAUCAUCAUCAUCUUCUUCUUCAUUUGGAUCUAAAAAUGAAAUAAGGGUUGAUGAGAGUAAGGUCUAUACUCUUGAUGGUAUAAGAAGUUCUUUAAUUCGACAAGAAGAUAGCAUCAUAUUUAGUCUCUUGGAAAGAGCUCAAUAUUUUUACAACGAGGAUACAUAUGACCCCAAUGCUUUUUUCAAGGAUGGCUUCGACGGAUCUUUGGUUGAGUUUAUGGUCAAAGAAAUAGAAAAGGUUUAUGCUCAGGUUGGAAGAUACAAAAGCCCUGAUGAACAUCCAUUUUUCCCCAGUGACUUGCCUGACCCUAUGUUGCCACCUUUAGAGUACCCACAGGUAUUGCAUCCUUGUGCGCAAAAUAUCAAUAUCAAUUCCAAAAUAUGGGACAUGUACUUCAAAGAUCUUCUGCCUAGAUUAGUUAAAGAAGGAAAUGAUGGUAAUUGUGGAUCAGCAGCAACCUGCGACUCUACUUGCUUGCAGGCUCUCUCUAAAAGAAUUCACUAUGGUAAAUUUGUUGCCGAAGCCAAGUUCCGAGAUUCACCAGCUGAUUAUGAAGCUGCUAUUAAAGCAAAAGACAGGAAAAGGCUGAUGGAUUUGUUGACAUUCCCAGCCGUGGAAGAUGCAAUUAAGAACAGGGUCGAAACCAAAACGAAGACUUUCGGGCAAGUGGUAACUGUGGGGUUUGGGGAAGACGCAACUGAGCCGGUAUACAAAAUCAAUCCAACCUUGGUUGCUGAUCUUUAUGGGGAAUGGAUCAUGCCAUUGACAAAGGAAGUGCAAGUUGAGUACUUGUUGAGAAGACUUGAUUGAACACAAGAAGGGAUGAGCAUGGAGACCGGAAACCUGAACCUUCCGGAAACCGAGAACCAAACCGAAACGAACUUGUCUGUGGACAACCAAUCCAGUCUUUGGUCUUCAAUUUUAGCCUUUUUUCAGUUUCGGUCUAGUCCGGUUUGACCGAAAACCUGGAAUUUGUUUGGAUUUUUUUGGUUAUUGUAAAAGGGGAUUACAUAUGAUUUCAUUAGUACAUGAUUCCAGAUAACUCUCUUUUAAGAGGGAAAUGUAUGAUUUUAUUAGUUAUAUAAUGUCAACUCCAACAAUGCAUUCAAACA
Erigeron canadensis is the source of this 1301-nucleotide messenger RNA. Its product is annotated as chorismate mutase 1, chloroplastic. Gene Ontology annotation, biological process: aromatic amino acid biosynthetic process; chorismate metabolic process. Bases 25 to 999 code for a protein of 324 amino acids. Gene Ontology annotation, cellular component: cytoplasm. Gene Ontology annotation, molecular function: chorismate mutase activity. The transcript has 7 exons. Lineage: Eukaryota; Viridiplantae; Streptophyta; Magnoliopsida; Asterales; Asteraceae. The record is from RefSeq and is a predicted model, not a curated record.